GCCGUGGGUGAGGGGCGGCAGGAAUCCUAGAAAAGGGAGGGCGGUGGUCCUUGAAUGAGCCAAGGGGAAAUCGAAGCCCACUCACUAGUGAGAAAUUUGCACUGGCAAAGACCUCCGGAACAUUUCAGGCGAUUCCUAACCUCCCCUCUACCCCCACCCCUCCAAUAAUAACGAUUAAACCGCUUCCACCGCGCCUGUGCUGGGUCUCAGGGCAGCGCGAGCCUGCGCGGGGUGGGAAGAGGGGGAGCGAGGGGAGGGGACAAGAGAACUAGCGGUCCCGCCCGGUGAUGUAGGCAGCCCGGGGAGGUGGAGCCGCGACGCCUGGAGUCCCCACAGCAGCCGCGCUCUUGGUCUACCCUACCGAGCAGCCGCCAGCCCCGGCUCCGGCGACCUCCCUGCCGCCGCAAUUUGGGCGGCGGGGACCGCGAGAAUCCCCCCAUUCUGGCGGGGUAGGGGGGCUGCCAUCCCCAGCCCUGCCCUUCCCGGCAUCCCAGACGGCUGGAACCACUCCCGGAGAAAGCUAUUCCUGGCAGCCCGGGCAUCUCCGCGGCCAGCCCAGCUGGGCACCCGGCAUCUGCGAGGCUAGCCCCGCCUGGCACUGGGUAUCUCGGGCACCGACCGUCGCCGGCACCGCCCAGCUUCUCGCGACUCCGGGAUAGAGGGCUUCUGCGCGGCUUCCCCUCCCCCGGACGCCCGACAGGACGCCCGCCAGCCCCCGGAGCCCCCGGCCCCUUCGGCCGCCGCGAUGCUGCCCUGGAGACGGAACAAAUUCGUGUUGGUGGAGGAUGAGGCCAAGUGCAAGGCGAAAAGCCUGAGCCCGGGGAUCGCCUACACGUCGCUGCUCUCCAGUUUCCUGCGCUCCUGCCCGGACCUGCUGCCCGACUGGCCGCUGGAGCGCCUGAGCCGAGUGUUCCGCAGCCGGCGCCAGAAAGUGGAGCUGAACAAGGAGGACCCGACCUACACCGUUUGGUACCUGGGCAAUGCCGUCACCCUGCACGCCAAAGGCGACGGCUGCACCGACGACGCGGUGGGCAAGAUCUGGGCGCGCUGUGGACCGGGCGGGGGCACCAAGAUGAAGCUGACCCUAGGGCCGCACGGUAUCCGCAUGCAGCCGUGCGAGCGCAGCGCCGCGGGGGGUUCGGGGGGCCGCAGGCCGGCGCACGCCUACCUGCUGCCGCGCAUCACCUACUGCGCUGCGGACGGGCGCCACCCGCGCGUCUUCGCCUGGGUCUACCGCCACCAGGCGCGCCACAAGGCCGUGGUGCUGCGCUGCCACGCUGUGCUGCUGGCGCGGGCGCACAAGGCGCGCGCCCUGGCCCGCCUGCUCCGCCAGACCGCGCUGGCGGCCUUCAGCGACUUCAAGCGGCUGCAGCGCCAGAACGACGCGCGCCACGUGCGUCAACAGCACCUCCGCGCCGGGGGUGCCGGCGCCUCGGUGCCCCGCGCCCCGCUUCGCCGGCUGCUCAACGCAAAGUGCGCCUACCGGCCGCCGCAGACAGAACGCGGCCGCGGGGCGCCGCGCCUCAGCAGCAUCCAGGAGGAGGACGAAGAGGAGGAGGAGGAGGACGCGGAGGAGCUCGAGGGAGGAGCCCCCCAGCGCGAGCGGCCAGAGGUGCUGAGCCUGGCGCGGGAGCUGAGGACGUGCAGCCUGCUGGGCGCCCCGGCGCCGCCGCCACCCCCAGCGCAGUCCCGCCGCUGGAAGGGCGGACCCCGGGAGCGCGCCGGCCAGGCGCGCUGAACUCACAGCCUCAGAUACGGCUGCCGCUGCGGCACCCCUGGUCCCCGACCCUACCUCCCUCGUGAUCUCAGUUGUGAUCGCCUCACCCCUCGUCCUGGCUCAGGGUGACACCUGACAUGCCCUUGAUUACUGGGGGGGGGGGGGGUCCCCCCCUCUCUCCUUGCCCGGAGUUUUCCGGGCCCUCCAUUGUGGAAGUGUCCCCGUGCUUUGCACCAAGUCUCUUUGUCCACCCACUUCCCCAAAACAUCCUCUCUGGAGAAUCGGGGAGAAGUUUCUAGAAAUCCAGGAGGGUGAGUUUGAACCCUGGCCCCGGGUGUUGGCAAUAGCCCUGCCCUUGGUUCUCUCUAGUCUUAUUAUAAGAACCACUUGGAGAGGCUCUUUUGUAGGGGAAGAAUCCAGUGGCUGAGGAGAAUUGAGGCCAGGUCCCUGAUGGACACUGAGACUGGGGUCAUGUAAACGGAGGAAUUCUGGACUGCUUGGCCUCUGUACCCGUCGGAGGACUCCUGGGAUUUCACCUCUCUGUCUCUGGAGAAGACUAGGAUGAUCCUACUGAUGUUCAAAGGAUGGGUUAGGCCAGUAACAGCUCUGACAGCUCUGCACCAACCUGGGCCUUGCACUCCCACAGGAUUCCUCACCCACCCCACUCUGCAGACUGAUAAGUGUGGACCACUCUAGGUGCCCCACAACCCAAGAUGGACCUCCAGAGGAGGUAAGGGAACCUUCGGCAGAUGUGUGGAGACAGAUUCCCCAAGCAGAGAUGCCAAGUCAAGGUUCACGGGGCGAAUGUGUCUUGACCCCAGCUGGAUUCACAUGGCAGGAUGAGGGAGGAGGGUGUGUUGCCAGAACAGAGAGAGUGGGCCCCUCCCUAGGAGUCUCCACAAGGCCACCAAAAGUCCAAAGAUCUAUGUGUCACCAACUGAUCAUUGUAAAUAAAGUGGAUGUGCUUUUUCAGCCCUGUCACCA
Messenger RNA from Heterocephalus glaber (naked mole-rat), 2701 nucleotides. It is a transcript of the gene Fam43b, whose product is annotated as family with sequence similarity 43 member B. The record is from RefSeq and is a predicted model, not a curated record. NCBI's taxonomy places the organism in Eukaryota, Metazoa, Chordata, Mammalia, Rodentia, Bathyergidae.